Molecule: messenger RNA, 825 nt
Organism: Triticum dicoccoides
Lineage: Eukaryota; Viridiplantae; Streptophyta; Magnoliopsida; Poales; Poaceae
Product: cysteine protease XCP1-like
Exons: 3
Coding region: 1-825 (274 amino acids)
Biological process (GO): proteolysis
Molecular function (GO): cysteine-type peptidase activity
Source: RefSeq, a predicted model, not a curated record
AUGGCCCAUGGCAAUCUCUUGACACUGCUAGUUCAUCCUCCCAUCAGGUUGCACAUGUACCACAGACAGAAAGGGAUGCUCUCUCUGCACCCAGCAUUACAAACAUGCUUGGAAGCCAAGUCUCGCCGUCAGAGAUCAAAGCUUAAAGCCUUGGUGGCUGUUCUUCUCCUCUGCGUCGGCGUGUGCGUGGCUCGCAACAGCGACUUCUCCAUCGUUGGCUACUCGGAGGAGGACCUGUCGUCGCACGACAGGCUCAUCGAGCUGUUCGAGAAGUGGUUGGCCAAGCACGAGAAGGCGUACGCGAGCUUCGAGGAGAAGCUGCACCGGUUCGAGGUGUUCAAGGACAACCUGAAGCUCAUCGACGAGAUCAACCGGGAGGUGACCAGCUACUGGCUGGGCCUCAAUGAGUUCACCGACCUCACCCACGAUGAGUUCAAGGCCGCCUACCUCGGCCUCAGCCCCGCCACUUCUCGCCGGAGCAACAGCCGGAGCUUCAGGUACGAGAACGUGGCUGCCCAUGACUUGCCGAAAGCAGUGGACUGGAGGAAGAAGGGGGCGGUGACGGACGUGAAGAACCAGGGGCAGUGCGGCAGCUGCUGGGCCUUCUCGACGGUGGCGGCGGUGGAGGGGAUCAACGCCAUCGUGACGGGCAACCUGACGGCGCUGUCGGAGCAGGAGCUCAUCGACUGCAGUGUCGACGGCAACAGCGGCUGCAACGGCGGGAUGAUGGACUACGCCUUCUCCUACAUCGCCUCCAGCGGCGGGCUCCACACCGAGGAGGCCUACCCGUACCUCAUGGAGGAAGGCAGCUGCGGCGACGUGUAA